This is a messenger RNA of Arabis nemorensis, 330 nucleotides long. The record is from the annotation of a GenBank genome assembly. NCBI's taxonomy places the organism in Eukaryota, Viridiplantae, Streptophyta, Magnoliopsida, Brassicales, Brassicaceae.
AUGUCGAGGCCGAUCUUGCUCGUCUUUCUUCUGGUCAUACUCAUAGUCACCUCACAGUUUGAAUGGAGGCAACAACCACUUGUUGAGCUUGAUGCAGCUCCUACCUUGGCUCACAAACAGCACCAAAUUGCAAAGAAGGAAGAAGCUGUGAAGGAGAAGAUCAUCUUGUCACAAGAGAGACAUAUCCAGAGGCUGAACGACCUUGUACGAAAUCUUCAAAUGCAGUUACUGCGAUGCAAAGGAGAGAACGAGACACGAAACAUCACUGAAACCACCCAUCUAAACAAACAAUUCAUCGAGCUAGAGAGGAAACACAUCGUGGAGGACUAA